CAAACAUUAAAUUCCAAAUAUCCAUGGACUAUGACAUUUUCCAUGUCUAAUAAUCUACUCUUUGAUGUCAUUAUUUUGUCUGUCAAAUCGAGAGUUGUUUUCCUUUCAAGUUUCAAAUUCAAAAUUCAAUUUCAAACUAAACCCUCAACUUAGUUGUGUUUGUUACAUUUAGAUUUUUGUAUUUAAGAGUUUUAGUGAGAAUGUAUUUUACAACAAUUUUGGAUAAAUAAUGACAAUCCAGGUCGAAAGAAGAAUUUUAUAAUUAAACAUUUUGAAAAUGGACAUAUAAAUAUUUAGAAAUUUUAACGACUAAUAUUAUCUUAUUUGAUACAUUUCUUUAACUAUACAUAAAUAAAUAUGGCUUUAGAAUUAUCGCUUCGAGAAAUAUGCUCUAAUCUUCAAUCUAUUCGGGCUACUGAGAGGAAGAAAAGCGCGGAAACGUUAAAAGAUAUGCUAAGCAGAACAGCUGUUCCCAGUUUACUGAAUGAAAAUACAUUGAAAAAGUCUGGUUAUACCUGGAAUCAUCUAUUUGGUGAUAUUAAUGAUUAUAUUCUUAAGGAAACUGAAAAGUUUGAAACAAACAAAAACUUCUCUGUUGUAGUUGGAAUUGCUACAAGUCUUCUUAAUUUAUGUGUUUCUGGUUCAAACAAAGGUGGGGCACAUAUAAAAUGUGAUGUUUUAAUGGAUGCAUGUUUCAAUGUUUUCAAUGAUACUCGUCUCCGUAAAGCUAUAGGUGAUGCAUAUUUCAAUGUUCUAUAUAAACACAUACUAAAUAAUGAUUAUUUCAUCGGAUAUAUCACUCCAGAAAUGUGGGAAAAUUUGCUGGACAUAUCUGUAACAACUUGUCUCACAAAAUUUUCAGAAUUAGAUAACUUGACCAAGUUCAAGUUUUUAUUGCUAGUAGUACAAAAUGCUAGUAAUUCCAGUCAGUUUUUAGUUUGUCUCAGAGAUGCUUUGCCAGAUAUUAAAACUUGUUUUCGAAAUGUUAUACAUGAUAAAAUAGUGCAGGAGUUAGUCUUGAAAACUGUUUUAUUGUUGAUGGAAUUGUUAGCUUCAGAAUGUCGCCUAUACAUUUGCGAAUUUUCAGAAACACUUUUACCUUUAAUAUUUAAGAUAUAUGAUCACAGUAUGGAUGCUAAGAAAAAGUCUUUAUUAUUUAAAGUAUUGCAAAUUGCAUUUGUCAUUCAUCAUCCUAUGGGUAGAUUGCAAAAAGAACAAGGCAGUAUGGCACACAAUUGGGAAAUUUGGAAUAAACAUGUGCACAGCAUAUUAGAAAUUAUUUGCCUUGAAAUAAACAAUGUGCAAAAAAAUUUAAAACACAACAGUUCACAGACACAUGUUGACAAUUUUUCUUAUUUAGCAGCAAUAACAUAUUAUCAGAUUUUCAAUGAAGAUAGUACUGAUGUUGUUGAAGAAAUUGCUGAAAACUCGGCUAAGAAGCAGAAGUUAAGUUUUGAUAAUAAAAAAUCUUUUUUGGAUUUAUUGGAAGAGCUUCAUCAGAAUUCUGAAACAUGGAUCUCAAUCAUACACAUGUAUGUGAAACAUUUCGGAAAUACUUUAACACCAUCCCACUUUAUGAAAUUGUUAAACAUAUCUGAAAUCUUAGUAUCUAAAACCGGUAAAGCUUUUAAAUGGAGCGAUUUUGGUAACAUGACAUGCCAGGUGUUGCAUUAUUUUAUAAUUAAUGGAAAAUUAAUAGUCGAUGGAUCAAGUCAUAAUGAUUUCAUCUCUUUAUGGAACACUUGUGUGAGGAACUCAGCCGUACAAAAUGCUGCUCAUGAAUCGAUACAUAUGAUUAUACUGUCAUUAUUGAAACUGGACAUUAUUAAGUACACGCACGUGCAGCCUCUUCUUACAAUCUACUUUGAAAAGAGAAUGCCUGUUGAUAAUCAUACGUUAAAAACGUUCAGUUCUAUUUAUUAUAGAUUUUUCAGCAAUUGCUGUCAAAUAGAACAAAGACUUAAGUGUUUCACGUGGUUGACAAAUGUUGAUAUCAAUGAUGUAGACGUUAUAUACCUUGAAGAAAUUUUUGUUCAAAUAAUUUCUGACGACAACCUACCUUUAGCUCCACAUACAGUUUUGGAUACAUGUUCUCAUAGUAUUCACGAUAUUUUAUUUAAAAAUAUUGAGAAAAGUAUUCUAUUUGGAACUUUUGAUUUUGAAAUCGAUACCGAUGAAAAGGUAAUAGUAAAUAAAGAGGUAACAAUAGGUACAGCUGAAAUGAGCCGAGAAGUAAGUGAUUGGGUUAUUAAAUACUUAGGAGAUAAAUUAUCCGAAUUUACCACCAUGAUUGCAAGUAAAGAUAAUCCAGUCAAUGUUGGAAAAUAUAUACACUUAACUUUGCUUCUCUAUAAAUCUUUACUUAAGUAUAAAAUAUUUACCAAAGAAGAUGUGUUGACCUCGUCACUGUAUGUUGUACUUAUAGAGAGCUUAAAGAAAAUAUUUGUUCAUUUAACACGUGUUUUAAAAUCAUCUGAUCAAAUUAAGAACAAAAUAGCAUUAUUGAAAUGCCUACAAGGUAUCCUUGAAAACGAUUAUAAUUGUUUUCUUGAUAGCGUUAUUCGUUCGUGUAUAAACGAAGAUACCUUCCAUUGUAUCAACGAAAUUCUUAAAACUGAAGUUACCAAUGAUGAGGACGAAUUUAAUUCAGAAGAUGAUAUUGAAUUGAGUCUUGCUGGUUUGAGGCAUCAUUGUAUAUACUUUCUGGCGGCUUAUUGUUCACAUGAUCACGAUUAUACGGACGAACUCAUAAAGUGUAUACUGGACGAAGACGUUUAUAAAUUUGAGUCCCAUUGUGAUGUAGAGUGCGCUUUUAAAUGCAUCAAUAUGAUCAUUAGAAUUGACAAGGAUAGCAAGUUUAUUGAUAAUGUUUUAGGCCUUAUGCAGACCAUGUGCAGGAAUUUAUUCCGCAAUUCCAAAGCAAGCUUAGGAAUAUUACAAAUUAUAUUACAAUUACUCGAUAAGGUUUGGCUGAAAAAUGACCACGUUUUACGGCAGAAUUGCAUUAUCAUGGUUAGAAGUUACAUGCAGCGCUGUACCAAAUUGUACUACCCUCCAAGUGUUGCGGUUUUAGUCUAUGAAUGUGUGGCCCGUAUUAUAGAGCUUAAUAAGAAACAUCACAUUGAUCUUGAUGACUCCUUACAAGACGUCUUAAUUGAGCAGCUUAAAGGAAAUAUCCACAAUAUGCGAAUAUAUUGCUGUUACCUUAUGAAACGUUCAUGUGGAAAUAACAUUGAUAUCAAAAAUAUAUCAAACACACUUAUGGAUAUCUUCGUGAUCAAUGUAUCAAACAAUAAUGAAACCGUGCUUAAAGAUGAAACAACUAAUAGAACAUUGACGGUAUCGCACUGUUUCCUAGCUUUGUCGCAAAUUAAACCGUACCUGAUUCAUGACAUAGCUCUCGAGUUGAUCCAUAUUCAAAAGAAAAAAGGGCUAAGUAAACAUAUAAUUAAGAAAGUUUUAAAUAUCAUUAUAAAGAAAUCCAUGGGAAUUUACUUAGAAGAGUACGCCGAUACUAAUAUUAAAAGAAUUCUUCAAUAUUGGUUCAAAGAAAAUGAAGGAUUUCAAGACAUCCCUUUAAGUUUAUUAGGAUUUAAAUCCAUCGAUGCUUUUAUUGAGAAACACUCGAAAUGGCUAAUUGCUAUGGAUAUAUUGUGGCGUAAUAAUGGAUACAUUGAGAAGAGUGAAGCCACAAAAUAUGUCGUUAAUAAAUCAGGAAAAUCUUUAGAGGACAUAAUUGAGAUAUGUUUCUGUUCAAUAAUUUCACUUUGCCUUCCUUAUAUUGUUACCGAAAAAUACAAAUUGGAAGAUCAAAAACAAUCAGACUUCAAGGUUCGACUGGAAAACGCAAAUCGAAUGUUUCAAUCUACGAGGCAAAUACUAAAAAAUGAGAAAUGGAGUAAUUUGUUUGUAGAGCACAUGGGCGAGUUAAUUCGCUUGGCGGCCCUUCAUAUGUUCGAUCCAGAGAGUGCUGAACUUGAGUUUCAAGUGAAUUUGAUGACAAAAAAACCUCAAUUUACGUAUACUAAAACUGUUUUUAAUGCGGUUUUAAGAUAUUUUGGCGAACUAAUUGAUGGCAAUAUAAUGCAGUAUCUCUGUGAAAACCAACCGUUAAUCAUUCUUACUAUACUUUUUAAGCUAUGGGCCAACUUUAUCAAAGAGAAGAUACUACAGAUGAAAACAAUUUAUUUGCAUACGUAUACGAGUUUCAUUGAAAAUAUUAUACUGGGAAAUCAAUCAGAUGCAGUUUUGUGUAACUUUGCUUGUAAUAGUGUUGUAAAUGCCAUCGCUAAGUCCAAAGUAUCAGAGGAAAUAAACAUAUUAGUUCAUUCAUUGGAAGUUAUGAUGGAAAAGGUUUUGAAGUAUCCAUCUGAUAGAUUGGAUACCUUAAAGAAAUCUGUUAUUUCCAAAAUUCUAGCAAUCUUAAGUAUUAAGAAAGAAACAGGUUUUAUAUUUUCGAAUAGCUUAGAAACGUAUUUACUCGAAUUUAUUAAUUCUCAACGUGGUCAUGUUGUUGAUUAUAUAGAUCUUAUGUAUAAAAAUGAAAUUGGUACCCAUGUAUGCUCAUCAAAGGAACAAUUUCAAAUAAUGCUGCAGAAAUAUAUAACGAACCUUUCCUAUCCGAGUCAUGAUAUUUUGUUGAACUUGAGACAAUUCUUGAAGACCAAUAACAAUUUUGUAAAUGGCCUCAUCAAAGAUUUGAAUAUAAAAGGUUUUUCGGAAGACUGUUUGAAGAGUCUUGUUCAUUGCGUAAUUAACUCACUUAAUAAUAUAUUGAUAACAUCAAAUGAUGAUAAGAUUAUAAUACAAGCGUGCAAUUGCCUCAGUGAACUUUGUACCUAUGAUAUAAAGAGUUUAGUGACUGUACCCGCCGAUACAAAGAAGGCAGUAACAUUAGCGCCAAAAGAAUAUUUUGCAUUUAUAGUAUUAACGACUCUUACUGAAGUGCUUUUUGAUGAAGAUCCUGCCGUCAAUAGCAGGACAGCAAAAGCGAUUAAUCGUCUCCUUAAAUUCCGCGAUGGAAAAUUGGCUUUAGAUAUGGAAGGAAUUAACAAAGAACUUUUGGAACCUCUGUCACCAACAACCAGCGAAAUCUUCUCUGUGUAUCGGAUAGAUGACUCAAAAUUCAAUAGAUACAAUCGUCUAGACUUUUGGGUUCCGAAACAAAAUGAAGAUCAUACAAAAUGGAUAGAGAGAAUAACAACAGCCCUCUUGGACGUGAUCGCUUCGCAGAAUAAUUGUGCGUCUGCUGUGCGCGACGUUUGUAAUUCUAAGCCAAGUGUAUGUACGACGAUCAUGCCAGCUGUUUUAGGACUUUUGCUGGAUUGUAAUUCAGAGAAAGUAUUUCAAGUUAUAAGUGAGCAAAUAAAUCAGUUCUUCCAAUAUAUUUGGAAAAUAAUCUUUAAAGAUGAAAGCGUGGAAGAUUUACAUCUUCCAGCUGGUACUACCAUUUCCAACCUAUUGGACAAUACUCAUAAAAAUAUUAUUCAAUAUAUCAUAAAUGUUAUAAACUUUAUACGACUGCAGGCGGAACAUUAUAAAACAAGGCAAUCCCGUUGUGUCGACCGCUUGAACUAUUUGAAUAUAGACUACGUGAAAGUGUCGCUGGCGGCGGCUCUUGCCGACUGCAGCAUGGUCGCGAUAUACUACGGCGAGCUCGGUGCUGCCGCCGCCAAUGGCGGAGUUCCGCCUGACUCGCCUGAUGCCACAAGCAGGCUGGACGGAGGAUCCCACCUACAAAGGAUUUUUAGAGGAUGUUUCGUGUCCAUUGGCGAAAUGGAUGCCGUAGAGGGCUGCGGUACUGCUCACCUCACCAGCGAGGGGGAAAAAAGAAAGCAUCUCAUCAACACGGGGCAGUUCGCAGACUCAUUGGUCCUGCACGAUAUUGCACUUUCGUACGGAGCUCAGGAUCGAGCCUUGCAAUACGGAACCGUUGUAUCCUUGCAUAAAUCUGGCAUGCACCAUCUUGCUUUACAGUACAUUAAGUCUUGUCCCGAAAAUGAGGAUCUAGACGACAUUAAAUACGACUGCUUGUCGUAUCUCGGUGAUUGGACUGCAAUAGUUGACACACGGGAAUUGGAAGCAAAAUCUCAACUUGCAACUUAUGAUAUAAAUUCAUUUACAAAAAUGUACAGAUAUGCGUGCCUCAAAGAUUGCCUUAAUAUACAACCAUCUGAAGAGCUUCCUGCAAAAUUUGAACAAACAUUGAACGCUGCGAAAUUAACUAUUUCAAGGAUGUGUCGCGAUUUAAAUAUGGAGAACUCACAAUGUGUUUAUAAUAUUAUGGCGAAUUUGCAUUUAUUCCGCGACAUAGAAAACUAUUUCGCAGUUCGAUGCGGCAAGGAAAAGCUUACAAAAUUGAUCGAUGAUUGGGGUAUUGAAAAGUUGCCUCCGUAUAAAGAUUUUACACACCUGGAGGGUCUGAUAUCACAGCGGAGCUUAAUCCUGCAGCAUGCAGUAGAAAAUAACGGAAUCCAUUCGACGAUCAUUAAUUCUUUACAACUACAAUAUGCUGAAUUGGCUCUUCUUAAUGAAAGGGUACAAAUGGCUCAGCGAAUAGUGGCAAUGGUUAAACGGUUUCACCCUUCGAAAGAGGUUACCCUUAUAGAGAGUAAGGUAUCGUGGGAAAAGGGACAUAAAGAUAUAGCUCUAUCUCUGUUGCACGGUAAUGUAUAUGAUGAAUCUGAUAAUGCAAAGCUAACUGCAAUGUCUUUAAGGCAAUAUGGCUUGUGGAUGGGAGAGUGUAAACGCGAGAACGCGAGAGAUAUCAUUAAUAAAUAUCUAGAAAAAAGUCUCAAUGUACUAAAGGAAGGCGACGAUGUCAAAACAAGACUCAAAGUGUAUUAUGAUAUUGCUACAUUUGCUGAUGCAGAGUAUAAACAAGUUGUCUCAUACAUGAAUUCGACCACCUUCGAGAAUAAAGUGAAAUGCUUAGAAAGUUUAAAAGGUACCGUGGAAUCCUUGAAAUCGUCGCAACUAAGCCUCACAAGAGAUGAAAGAAGAGCCUUAAUUGCGAAUAAUGCAUUUAGAGACUUGGAUGAAGCAGAUAUUGCAAAUACGAGAGCGGAGAGGGACACCUUUUUAAAUCUAGCCAUGAGAUAUUAUUUACAGUCUUUAGAACAAAGCAAUGAAAACAAUUUGUCAGUGUUUAGAGUAAUUUCGCUAUGGUUUGAAAAUAGCAACAUAGAUUUGGACUGCGAGGAGACCGGUCGUUUGGGAACGCUCUUACAGGGGAUACCGUCGUGGAAGUUCAUUACAGUGCUGCCACAGAUCGCACCUCGGCUUUCUUCAGAAGACACCCCGUUCGCGAACCAUUUAAGGAACUUAAUAACUCGUUGUGCAAUAGAACACCCACACCACACGCUGCCCAUACUAUUUAACUUGAAGAACUCUGAUAAAGACGUGACACUACGUGGCCAAAUGGGGUUAUCUUCUGGAUCACGCGCUUCGAUCUCGGCGCCGGAGCCCAGGGUGAUCGCUGCGGAACAGCUAAUCAACGGCCUGGCAGCUCGUAGUCCAGAACUCGGUGUUAUAGUAGAACAGAUGGAGGUAUUGUGCGAUGCUAUCAUCAGGUUCGCCUAUUCCGUUCCGACAGCGAAAGAGAUUGGCAAACCCUUACCUAUACCUAAAACAGAGGGCAUAUCCAAGCUCCGUAACUUAAACAACACGCCGGUGCCCAUCGACACUAUCGCCAUACGAAAAGAUUUUGAUUACUCAGGCAUUCUCAGCCUCUCAUCGUUUGAAAAUCAUUACGAACUAGUUGGCGGUAUAAAUUUUCCCAAAAAGAUAUCUUGUCGGCGCUCUGAUGGGAAAAAACGGAUUCUCCUAAUAAAGGGUGAAGAUGAUCUAAGACAAGACGCCGUGAUGCAACAAGUAUUUAACAUAGUAAACACGUUGCUGGAAAAGAACCCAGUCACGUACCAUAACAAAUUGCUCAUUCGCACCUAUAAGGUUGUGGCGAUGUCCCGUCGCUCCGGCGUGCUGGAGUGGUGCGAGGGCACGAUGCCGCUCGGCUCCUAUCUCAUGCAAGCACACAAACAGUAUCGUCCUCAGGACAUUCAUCCGAAUAUAGCUAGAAAUAAAAUGAAAGAAUGCCACGAAAACAGAAGAUCUAAUAAGCACAAGCUGGCAGUUUUCAACGAAAUAUUAAGGGUGUUCAAACCGGUUUUCCAUUAUUUCUUUACGGAACAUUAUCUCGAUCCCGUAACAUGGUAUGAACGACGACUGGCUUAUACUAGAAGCGUUGCAACGUCGUCUAUGGUUGGUUACAUUAUGGGUCUGGGAGACCGACAUGUUCAGAAUAUAUUGAUUGACAAAACUACUGCUGAAGUAAUACAUAUUGACUUUGGUAUUGCUUUCGACCAAGGAAAAACUUUACCUACACCUGAAACGGUGCCUUUCCGUUUAACGCAAGAUAUUAUAGCUGGAUUCGGUUGUAGUGGUGUUGAAGGAAUAUUUAGAAAUUGCUGUGAAAAAACAUUACAAUUGCUUCGUGACAACCAAGAAACGCUAUUGACAAUACUCGAAGUUCUUUUAUGUGAUCCAUUGUAUUUGUGGAUUGUACCCUCAGCAGCUAAGAAUGCAGGUGAGCAGCAGGGCGAGGGCAGCGGGGGCGGCGGGGGCGGCGGGGGCGACAGACUGUGCGGCGCCGAGCGCGGCGCGGCGGGCGUGUCGGCGCGCGGCCACGUGGCGGCCCUGCUGCGCCGCGCCACCGACCGCGCCAACCUCUGCCGCCUGUUCCACGGCUGGCAGCCCUACCUGUGA
Molecule: messenger RNA, 8763 nt
Organism: Zerene cesonia (dogface butterfly)
Lineage: Eukaryota; Metazoa; Arthropoda; Insecta; Lepidoptera; Pieridae
Gene: tefu
Product: serine-protein kinase ATM
Exons: 37
Coding region: 358-8763 (2801 amino acids)
Biological process (GO): DNA repair
Molecular function (GO): protein serine/threonine kinase activity; protein binding
Source: RefSeq, a predicted model, not a curated record